AUGUCACCGUCACCAAACAUCGAUGUCGUUGAUGAAAAGCUAGUCAUGGAGACAAGUAGAAAGUCAGACGUGGACGAGUUGGAGACACAUAGCUAUGGACGACAGCUCGAAGAAGUUCGCAUUGCCAACACGCAGGCCAACACCCCACUACAGGGGGGCGUCGAUGUUGAACAGGCCGAGCAAGAGUUCUCAGAACUGAACAGACAAUUCUCCAGCUCGCAUCAAGCUCGCAGAUUAUCGCAACAAGCAUCUCGAGCUUCCAAGUCCGGUGCCACUGCAGAUGUCGAAAAAGCUACGAGCUCUACUGAAACAGAUGAGUCAUGGGACUUGGAGACCGCUCUUCGUGGCCAACAUGCCGCCGAGGAAGAAGCUGGAAUCAAAGACAAGCAUAUUGGUGUGAUCUGGGACAACCUCUCUGUCCGCGGAGUCGGUGGUGUCAAGACAAUCAUCAAGACCUUCCCAGAUGCCAUUAUCGAUUUUUUGAAUGUUCCGGCGAUGGUCAUGGAUAUUUUUGGGUGGGGGAAGAAAGGACAAGAAGUUAACAUCCUUAAAGACUUCCGGGGUCUUACACGACCAGGCGAAAUGGUGCUGGUUCUUGGACGUCCCGGUUCAGGCUGCACGUCAUUUCUGAAAGUGAUCUCGAAUCAGCGUGUUGGAUACACUGGGAUUGACGGAGAGGUCCUCUAUGGUCCUUAUGAACACGACGUCUUUGCCAAAAGGUUCCGUGGAGAAUCUGUGUACAACCAGGAGGAUGACAUCCAUCAGCCUACCUUGACAGUCAAGCAAACUCUUGGCUUUGCUCUCGACACAAAGACCCCUGGGAAACGGCCAUUUGGAGUUUCAAAGGCCGAGUUCAAGCAGAGGGUAAUCGAUACACUGCUGAAGAUGUUCAACAUUGAGCAUACAGCAAACACUGUGAUCGGUAACAUGUUCAUUCGCGGUGUCUCUGGAGGCGAAAGACGUCGUGUCUCAAUUGCAGAGAUGAUGAUCACUUCAGGGACUGUUUUGGCCUGGGAUAACAGCACUCGCGGACUGGAUGCUUCGACUGCCCUCGACUUCGCCAAGUCCCUUCGCAUCUUGACCAACAUCUACAAAACAACCACUUUUGUGUCACUUUAUCAAGCGUCUGAGAACAUUUACAAGCAGUUUGAUAAAGUUCUUGUGAUUGACAGCGGCCGUCAAGUAUUCUUCGGACCAACAUCUGAAGCAAGAGCAUACUUUGAGGAUCUCGGAUUCCGCGAAAAGCCUCGUCAAACCACUCCCGACUACCUGACAGGAACUACCGAUCCUUUCGAGAGAGAAUUUAAGGAUGGAAGAAGCGCCGAAGAUGUACCUUCGACACCAGAAGCGUUAGCCGAGGCUUUCAACAAAUCUGUGUACAGCGAAAGACUGGACCAAGACAUGAAAUCUUACCGCGCUCAAAUUGCACACCAGAAGCAAAUUCACGAUGACUUCGAGAUUGCCAACAAGGAAGCAAAGCGCAAGUUUACUUCUGACUCGUCUGUCUAUUCCAUCCCAUUCCAUAUUCAGAUCUGGGCCUUGAUGCAACGCCAAUUCCUCAUCAAAUGGCAGGACAAAUUUGCCAUGACCGUUUCCUGGAUUACCUCUGUCGGUAUUGCUAUCAUCCUCGGUACUGUGUGGCUCAAUUCGCCAGCAACUAGUGCUGGCGCGUUUACCAGAGGUGGUCUUUUGUUCAUCAGUCUGCUGUUCAACGGAUUCCAAGCCUUCUCCGAACUUGCGUCGACUAUGAUGGGUCGCUCAAUCGUUAAUAAGCACCGAUCAUUCGCUUUUUACAGGCCUAGCGCCCUAUUCAUCGCGCAGAUUAUUGUUGACACCACAUUUGCGAUUGCAAGGAUUCUGGUCUUUAGCAUAAUCGUGUACUUCAUGUGUGGAUUGGUCCGCGAUGCUGGGGCUUUCUUCACAUUUGUCCUGAUCAUCCUCGAGGGCUACGUGACAAUGACCGUUUUCUUCCGGACAGUGGGCUGUCUCUGUCCUGACUUUGAUUCCGCUCUCAAAUUUGCUUCGGUCAUUAUCACCCUUUUUGUCUUGACCUCCGGAUAUCUUAUUCAGUGGUCCGGUGCUCAGGUGUGGUUACGAUGGAUUUACUAUAUCAAUCCCUUCGGUCUUGGGUUUGCAUCUUUGAUGGUCAAUGAGUUCAAGCGACUGACUAUGACGUGUACGACGGAAUCCCUCGUUCCCACCGGUCCUGGCUAUGGUGAUAUUGCACACCAAGUUUGUACUCUGGCUGGAGGCGAGCCUGGGUCGGCAAUUAUCCCGGGAUCUAACUACGUCGCACAGACAUUCAGCUACAUGAAGGGUGACCUUUGGCGAAACUUCGGUAUUAUGAUUGCCCUUAUCAUCGGCUUCCUUGGUACAAAUCUGUACUUUGGUGAAAUCCUUCAGUUUGAGGCAGGUGGUAAGACUAUCACUUUCUACCAGAAGGAAAACGCAGAGCGAAAAGCACUCAAUGAGGCUCUGAUGGAAAAGAAGGCCAGCAGGCAAUCCAAGACUCUUGAUAUGGGUUCCAACUUGGAUAUUACCUCGAAAUCCGUGUUCACUUGGGAAGAUGUCUCUUACGAAGUGCCUGUUCCCUCUGGUACUCGACGUCUUCUUAACUCUGUCUACGGCUAUGUCCAACCUGGAAAGCUGACAGCACUUAUGGGUGCCUCAGGUGCAGGAAAGACUACACUGCUGGAUGUUUUGGCCGCGAGAAAAAACAUCGGUGUUGUCAGAGGUGACAUUCUUGUCGACGGCAAACCCCCUGGCACUUCGUUCCAACGAGGCACGUCUUAUGCCGAGCAGCUUGAUGUUCAUGAAGCUAUGCAGACCGUACGAGAAGCGCUACGUUUCUCAGCCGAUCUACGCCAGCCGUUCGAAACCCCGCAAUCCGAGAAGUACGCCUAUGUCGAGGAAAUUAUUACCCUUCUGGAACUGGAGAACCUGGCAGAUGCAAUCAUUGGCACUCCUGAUACUGGUCUUUCAGUAGAAGAGAGAAAGCGGGUUACCAUUGGUAUCGAAUUGGCCGCGAAGCCUGAGCUUCUUCUAUUCUUGGAUGAACCUACCUCUGGUCUGGACGGUCAGUCUGCCUGGAACAUUGUGCGUUUCCUUCGCAAGUUAUCAGCAGCAGGUCAGGCUAUUCUCUGUACAAUUCAUCAACCAAACUCUGCACUUUUCGAGAAUUUCGAUCGUCUUCUACUGCUCCAAAGAGGAGGCGAGACCAUCUACUGCGGUGACAUUGGUGACGAUUCUCAUAUCUUGCUGGACUACUUCCGCCGCAAUGGCGCCGAUUGCCCCGCGGACGCCAACCCUGCCGAGUGGAUGCUUGAUGCCAUUGGUGCGGGCCAAACACGUCGGAUUGGAGACCGUGACUGGGGUGAUAUCUGGCGCAGUUCUCCGGAGCUGGAGGAGCUCAAGCAAGAGAUUGUCCAAAUCAAAGCUAGCCGUGCUCAAUUCGUUCGGGAGCACAAAGACGAAGCCGAUGUGGAAAAAGAGUAUGCCUCGCCUCUCUGGCAUCAAAUAAAGGUUGUUGGUCGACGAACCAAUCUCGUCUUCUGGCGCUCCAAGAAUUACGGAUUCACUCGCCUUUAUACUCAUGUUGUCAUUGCUAUCAUCACGGGUCUUGCUUUCCUUAACCUGGAUGACUCCCGGUCGUCGCUGCAAUAUCGCAUCUUCGUCAUCUUCAACGUGACUGUCCUCCCAGCUAUUAUCCUCCAAAUGGUCCAGCCGCGCUAUGAUAUGUCCCGUUUGAUUUUCUACCGCGAGUCAGCCUCGAAAACUUACAGCCAGUUCGCAUUUUCGCUCUCCAUGGUCAUCGCUGAGAUGCCCUACAGUAUUCUGUGCGCUGUCUGUUUCUUCCUCCCUCUGUACUACAUCCCCGGAUUCCAGUCCGACUCCAGCCGAGCCGGGUACCAGUUCUUCAUUAUUCUAAUCACAGAGAUAUUUUCCGUGACUCUGGGCCAGAUGAUCUCGGCCCUGACACCCAACAGUCUGAUCGCAUCUCAGAUGAAUCCACCCAUUACAAUCAUCUUCUCUCUGUUCUGUGGUGUGGCAAUCCCCAAGCCCCAAAUGCCAGGCUUCUGGCGUGCGUGGCUGUAUCAACUCGACCCGUUCACUCGCUUGAUCGGAGGAAUGGUGGUCACGGAACUACACGGGCGUGAUGUUGUCUGUUCGGCAGCUGAGUUGAAUCAUUUCCAAGCUCCCUCCAACCUCACCUGCGGUGAAUAUAUGAAGCCAUUCUUUGAGAAUGGUGGUAACGGCUAUCUUGUCGAUGAGGCCACGCAAGCUUGCAAGUACUGUGCGUAUAAGGUUGGCGACCAGUUCUAUGCGGCAUUUAGCAUGUACUUUGAUCACCGAUGGCGGGAUCUGGGCAUCUUUGCUGCGUUCAUCGGGUCCAACUUGAUCAUCUUGUUCCUGGCGAGUUGA
Messenger RNA from Penicillium arizonense, 4422 nucleotides. RefSeq names its product putative ABC transporter. The record is from RefSeq and is a predicted model, not a curated record. The transcript is spliced from 4 exons. Bases 1 to 4422 code for a protein of 1473 amino acids. Gene Ontology annotation, biological process: transmembrane transport. Gene Ontology annotation, molecular function: ABC-type transporter activity; ATP binding; ATP hydrolysis activity. NCBI's taxonomy places the organism in Eukaryota, Fungi, Ascomycota, Eurotiomycetes, Eurotiales, Aspergillaceae. Gene Ontology annotation, cellular component: membrane.